ACCGUAGAACUGGCGGAAGCCGCAGGGUGGCAGCACACUGCUGUUCGACACCACAGAAGAAGAAGAAGAAGAAGAAGAAGAAGAAGAAGAAGAAGAAGCCGGAAGUGCGUAGUUUGUUGUUAGCAACUGUUUCUGUCUCUCCUCCAGUUUCUCCGUUUUCAUUUCUCCGUUUCUAGCGUGACCUUUGAACGUUACUUCACUUUCCCGCCGGAACGUUUAAGUCCGGAACGUUUAAGUCCGGAACGUUUAAGUCCGGAAAGUUUAACGUCCGGAACGUUUAAGUCCGGAACGUUUAACGUCCAGGACCCGGAUGUUGUCUGAGCGGGAAGUUUAAAGUGGAGCAGCGCGUCAGACCCGGAUGUGCUCCUGCUGCUGCUCCUGCUGCUCCUCCUCCUGCUGCUCCUCCGACCCCGGGGACGUGUUGACCCGGUCCUCUCGGGUUCUCCUCUCGGGUUCUCCUCUCGGGUUCUCCUCCGGCCGACAAACCUGGACCAACCAAAGAGAACAGAGAGCCCAGAAGAAGACAGCUCAGAGAAAACCCAAAGAGUUCAGCUGCAGGACCAAACCCUCCAUAAAUCAAGUGAUGUCAUUAUUACGUAAUCCUCCAGCAGCAGAGUCCAGACCAGACCGGAAGCUCUCUGCUGGGAACCAUGGAGACCAGCAGCCGGGUCACGACCUUCUGACGUUGCGGUUUGAAGCUGGAGGUCGAGGAGUCGUACUCGCAGCUCUGAAGCAAAGGUCUCACAGCGCCCCCCACAGGAGGGGGGUCAAAGUGCAGCUGUUGGACCCGGGGCCACUCCAGACCAGCUCCCAGGAUGCAGCGGGGCUUAGGACCAGCUCCCAGGAUGCAGCAGGGCUUAGGACCAACUCCCAGGAUGCAGUGGGGCUGAGGACCAGCUCCUGGGAUACAGUGUGUGUGGCGGGGGUGCAGACGGAGGCGGGGCUCUUCUCUGGUUGCCUAGGAGACGCAGUCAGUGCAGCAGCAGCCGCAGCUGUAGCAGCAGCUGCUCCUCUCAUGAAGGCUCAGUCUCAGCUGGAGGUUCGUGUGUCUCAGUUAACUGAAGGCGUUGAGAAGCUGCUGCAGAACGACAGGGGGCGGGGCCUGCGCCAGCAGACGCUGUACAGCCAGCAGAGCCAGCUGCUGGAGUCGGCCCUCAGGACGGUGAUGGGCCACGCCCCUGUGACCUCUGACCUCACCGCCUCAGCUCAGACUCCCCGUCUGCAGGUCACUCACCUGGACACAGCAGCUGACGUCCUCCUCAACCAGCAGCUAAGCUCCUCUCCAACCAGAGCUGCCUCCAUCACCGUGGAGACCAACCCAGUUACCACGGCAACACCGAGCCGAGACCGAUGGCCAGAGCACACCAGAGUUGACCAGUAUCACAAAGGUUCCUCUGUCGUCUCCACGGCAACCCAGAAACCAGCAGGAAGUCACCUGCAGGUUUCGGCCAAUCACAGACAGGGGACGGUGAGGAGAGCCAAUGAGACGCUGAGGGAGACGGGACGUUUGAAGACUGAGAGGAACAUGCUACUGAUGCCAGAAGCUUCUCUGAAGACCACAUCUGGACCAGACCACCACCAGUCCCAACAAACCCACUCCCAGUCCAAAGAAUCCAAGUCCCAGUCCCAACAAACCCAGUCCCAUCAAGUUAUUUUCCAACCAAACCUGUCCCACCAAUCCCAGUCCCACCAAUCCCAGUCCCAACAGUCCCAGUCCCAGUCCCAACAAUCCAAGACCCAGUCCCAACAGACUGAUUCCCAACAAACCCACUCCCAGUCCCGUCAAGUUUUUUUCCAACCAAACCAGUCCCACCAAUCCCAGUCCCAACAGUCCAAGUCCCAACAGACUGAUUCCCAACAAACCCACUUCCAGUCCCAUCAAGGUUCUUUCCAAUCAAUCCGCUCCCAACAACUUCAGGCCCAGUCCCAGCAGUCCCAGUCUGUACUGGUCCAGAGGAAACCUUUGGUUUCGUCCUCGUUGGAGGAGGCGGGUUUGGUUCUCCGUCAGGUUCGGAGACAGAAGAAGAUUCUGGAGGAGAACCUGGAGGCUCUGCUGAGAGCCAGAACCGGAGAGGUUCUGCACUGCCAGCUGGACGCACUGGCUGCUAAUAGAGACUGGACCGAGGAGGUCCGGGUCAAGAAGACGGUGGACGCCUGGAUCAACACAUUAACCAAUGACAUCCAGGCUGUGAUGUCCUCAGAGGAGGCUGCGAUGACAUCACAGCAGAGGGCUGCUGGGAGCUCCGCCCACACGGGUCGGGGGAGGCCAGUGAGCGUGCUCAGAGGAACAGGAAGUGAGCCUGCGGCGGGAAGAGGAAGCAGAAGACCGGGGGCGGAGCCUGACUCGGCCACAGGUGAGUCGUACCUGACUCGUCUGUACGGCAGAGCUCCGUAUGAAGGUCUGAGACGGACCCUGAAGAAGAGUCCGUACCUGCGCUUCAACUCUCCUGCCUCUCCGCUCAGCAGGAAGCCCCGCCCCCGGCUGGUGGAGAGCGUCACAGGUGUGAAGGUGAAGUCCUGUAAGACUCAGACGUGUUUGGCUCCUCCCCUCACUCCGUCACCUGGACGACCUCAGCAUCAUGACAUCAGCUCCUCCCACCUGACCUCUGGUGACCCCGGUGACCUCCCAGUGACCCCUGCAGACAGAUGCUCUGUUCCCAUGGCGAUCCCACUGGGUCGUCCCAGGAUGGACUCUUCUUCCAGGUGUCUCGCUGAGCGUCAACAGGAAGUGACAUCACCAACCGCAGCUCCUCCCACAUGUAGCGUGGUGGCCGUGGACGACGGAGCGUCUGACCUACGAUCACAGGUGGGUCUGAUUCCUCAGAAGGCAAAGCCGCUGGAUGUCACUCCUCCUCCUCCUCUUGACAUCAGUGAGAGAAAAAGUGAAGAAGAGGAGGACCAAGAGGACGUCUUCCCUGGAACUGACUUCCUGUCUGUUGCUGAUGUCGUCCAGCAGGAGGAGCUGAGCUGUGAAGGUGAGGUGGAGGUGCAGCUGGAUGGAGGUCCGUCUCCUCCUCCGGUCCUGUAUCAGGGUCCAGUCUUCCCUCCACAGACCAGAUCUGUCCUCCCCACCCAGGACCAGGCCUCAGUCCUGGAUCUCAACCUGCAGAGAGACGUCCUCGAGACCCGGCUGGUGGAAUGGGUGGAGCAGCAGCUGAUGUCCCGGAUGAUCUCAGAGAUAUACCGCCCCCCUCCCUCUGACCCCGCCCAGAACCACUACACUGACCAAUCACAGUCUGAGAAGCAGAGCGCCGCCUCAGACAUCGUGGAGGCAGCAGGAGGUGGAGGUCUUCAGCUCUUUGUGGACUCAAACAUGUCCGUGGACUCGGCUCUGAUCCGACAGCUGGUUAAUGAGGUUCUGACAGAGCAAGUUUCCCUGCUGCUGGGACAGAGGGACUCCCUGGAACCAGGACCAGAACCAGGACCGGAGCCGGCAGAACCCGGUCCAGAAUCCGAUCAGCAGGACAAACUGGUACCAGUGGUUCCUACACCAGAACCAACACCUCCACCCAGCCUUGACCCGCCCAGCAGAGAGACUCCGCCCCUGACCCAACCCCCUCAACCUGAACCAACUAGCCUGCUGAAUUACGACGAGUCUCCUCAACCAAUCACAGCUCCAGAGCCUGUAGCCACGCCCACCUCCAGCCCAGAGCCCGCCCCCUCUGCAGGAAGUCCUCCUGCUGUCUAUCAAGCCCCUCCCUCUUUGCCCUGGGGUGACGUUGAACUGCCAUUGGACGAGGAGAGACCAGAAGAACACCUGGAGACACGCUCACAGCUGCUGGUGAUGUCAGUAGCAGAGGAGGAGCCUCUUUUCUCCUCCCCUAUUCCUCCCCCUCCACUCCACCUGCUCCCUCCCCGUCCCCCCCUCCUCCUGGUCCUGGUUCAGCGUCCCCCCCUCCUCCUGGUCCAGACCCCAGAACAGGUUCCCCCUCUCUCCUCAGAGGACUCCAGCAGCUCCACAGUGACGGCCGGGACCGAAGCAGCUCUCAAACACAUCUCAGAGGGAGAACUGCUCCUCAGUGUAGACCAGCAGGCCGCCAUGACAGAGGCUGUCUACAGUUUCUCCAGUUCUCUUCAGGAGCUACAGGAGAUGGACUUUGACCCCCCCAGUGAAGGACAGGUCAAAGGUCACGACCUCCUCAAGACCAAGGAGCAGAGAGACAGUCAGGGCUCCUGGAGGAGGGAUCAGGAGGAGGAGGAGGUGAGCGUGGGGGAGGUGAGAGACAACAGGACUACAAAACCUGACAGAACUACAAAUGGCAGAAGUGCAGCAGCCCCGCUGGAUGAGACCUUGUCACCUGGACAGAUGAGUCAGAGUGCAGAUGUGUCAGAGGUCAGUUUUGAAGCGACCAAUCAGAGCUCAGUUGCCGUGGGUGACCUGAUGUCGGAGCCAAUCGGUACUCUGACCUCUGACCUCCAGACCAACGGGUCCCUGUCUCCUCCUCCUCACCUGGAGGACACACACACUGCAGGACAGCCGAACAGCAGAGAGGAGUGAUGAAGAUGCAGCAGGAGGAGGAGGAGGAGGAGGAGGAGGAGCAGGAGGAGGUCAGCGCUGCAGCAGAAACAAACUCCUCCACUGACGACGUUUUCUAGAAAUAGAAACCUUCGUCUUCGUCUUCAUCGUCUGGUUUAAACACACUGAUGAUGUCACAGACAUUUUAACAAUAAACACAUUUCUACUUUUCACUAAAGUCUCUUUUUAUGACUUCAUGUGACCUUUGACCUCAGUUCACCUGAAUAAACGUUUUUAAUAAACUUUUACUUUGAA
Messenger RNA from Anoplopoma fimbria (sablefish), 4771 nucleotides. Its product is annotated as KIAA0586 ortholog. Gene Ontology annotation, biological process: smoothened signaling pathway. Gene Ontology annotation, cellular component: ciliary basal body; centriole. The record is from RefSeq and is a predicted model, not a curated record. Lineage: Eukaryota; Metazoa; Chordata; Actinopteri; Perciformes; Anoplopomatidae.